AUGAAGUCCUGUGGAUAUUUUGCUCUGUUCUUUCUCCUGCUGCUCCUUGGGAUUAUAAUUCCAAGUAACCUCAUUGUCGGACAACCCACUCCUACUGCAACCGUUCCCUUUCCGUUGGUUACAACUCGAUAUCAUGUCGUUGAACGUCUGAAUGUGCGCACAAGCCGUAACAUAUCAAUCGUUAAGCAAAGGCUACAACAACAACUUGGUAAUCUCACAUCGCCAGCUCUACUAUCCGCAGCCGCCGACUCGCAAGCAAAUUACACUGCAGCGGUUAAUCGAUAUCGAGGCCCCUCCGGGUACAUUUGGUUCCAGACGAUUCUCCAUGGAAGGUGGUUUAGAUUGUGGGGAUUUGCUGAUACCACCGCCUAUGUUCCUAAGGAUAUGACCCAGUACACCAUUGGAAAUCCCUUGGAUCUGCUCGCCUCGGCCCGUUACACGGUAGACGCGUUUUUGGAUUCACCAAUUCGGCUUCUGGUUAUUGAUACAGCCGACGGAGCUGUCCAUGCUAGUGAACUGGAUUGCUUUCGGGUAGAAAGCUUCAAGAAUCCGAAGUCACUGCCACCACCAUCACCAUCAUCAGCCAUUGUAUCAGCAGCUUCGCCUCUAGACUGCUAA
This is a messenger RNA of Orbilia oligospora ATCC 24927, 618 nucleotides long. RefSeq lists its product as uncharacterized. Bases 1 to 618 code for a protein of 205 amino acids. The record is from RefSeq and is a predicted model, not a curated record. NCBI's taxonomy places the organism in Eukaryota, Fungi, Ascomycota, Orbiliomycetes, Orbiliales, Orbiliaceae. The transcript has 3 exons.